AACAACACAAAAAAUUGAUUUCCAAAUUUCUCAAAACAUGUCCUGCUCAAAAUCAAUCUCUCUCGCUUUCUUAUUCAUCUGUGCUUUCCUCCAUGCAGCCAAUGCUACAAACCCUCUCUACCAUUUUUGCUUCAACAACCAAAACUACACUGCCAAGAGCCCAUUUGGUGCCAACUUGAAUACUUUGUUCAAUCUUCUCUCUGUCAAAGUCCCUCCUUCUGGAUUCGGAAUUGCCUCAACCGGCCAAUACCAAAACAAAGUGAAUGGUCUUGCUUUGUGUCGCGGUGAUGUCUCCAGCAAAGACUGUAAAACUUGUGUAGAUGAUGCAAGUAAACAACUCCGAAAUCUCUGCCCUUAUAACAAAGGAGCUAUAGUUUGGUACGACAAUUGCCUCUUGAAGUAUUCGGAUGCAUACUUCUUCGGGGAAAUUGAUAACCAAAACAAAUUCGCUCUCUUGAACGUCCAAGACGUGGAUAAUCCCGAAACGUUCAAUCCCAAGGUUAAGGAAUUGUUAAGCAGCUUGUCCUACAAAGCUUCUGCUACAGCGAAGUUGUAUGCAACCGGGGAAUUGGAGCUUGGGAAGGAAUCGGAGAAGCUGUAUGGAUUGGCUCAAUGCACCAGAGAUUUGUCUAGCGACAACUGCAAGAAGUGCCUUGAUGUGGCAAUAAGCGAAAUUCCAAAUUGUUGCAGUGGAAAACGAGGUGGUAGGGUUGUAGGUGGAAGCUGCAAUGUUAGAUAUGAACUUUACCCUAUUGUUGGCACUGCUUAACUGUUAGACCAUAUUUAUGUAUAACAGAUGAAUUUAGGCACAUGUAAUAAUGCAACAUUGUAGUACUACACUAUUACCGUUGUUAUGAUUACAGCAAAAUAAAGGCAUUAUAUUCGGUGCUUGCAUGAA
Messenger RNA from Ziziphus jujuba (common jujube), 898 nucleotides. RefSeq names its product cysteine-rich repeat secretory protein 38. NCBI's taxonomy places the organism in Eukaryota, Viridiplantae, Streptophyta, Magnoliopsida, Rosales, Rhamnaceae. The transcript has a single exon. Bases 38 to 769 code for a protein of 243 amino acids. The record is from RefSeq and is a predicted model, not a curated record.